GCCAAACCGUUGUGAGCUAGCAUCUCUUCCACUUAAAAACUUCUUCACUUGAUCCUUCUUCAAACACUGUGAAACUGAAGGAGUUCGUUCCUUCGCAGAUGGCGAGGAACUACGUGAGAGAAAACGUUCCUCUCUCGCGAUUCGGCGUAUUGGUGGCGCAGCUAGAGUCUAUAGUCACCUCCGCAUCGCAACAAUCGCCUGACCCUCUCCUCUGCUUCGAUCUUCUCUCCGAUCUCAUCUCCGCCAUUGACGAAGAGCCUAAGGAAUCAAUUUUGUUAUGGCAAAGAAAGUGCGAGGAAGCAUUGUACUCCAUGCUUAUUCUUGGUGCUCGCCGACCUGUGAGACAUUUGGCUUCGAUAGCGAUGGGAAGAAUAAUAUUAAAGGGAGACAAUAUUUCGAUAUAUUCAAGAGUGAGCAGUCUUCAAGGGUUUCUUUCUGAUGGAAAGAAGAGCGAGCCUCAGAAAGUUGCUGGUGCCACACAAUGCUUGGGAGAAUUAUAUCGACAUUUUGGGAGAAGAAUUACUUCGGGUUUGCUUGAAACAACUAUUAUUGCAACCAAACUAAUGAAGUUUAAUGAGGAGUUUGUGAGACAAGAGGCUCUACUUUUGCUUCAAAAUGCUUUGGAAGGCUCUGGUGGUAGUGCUGCUGCUUCAGCAUAUACUGAGGCAUUCCGACUCAUCAUGCGGUUUGCUGUUGGGGACAAAUCGUUUGUUGUUAGAAUAGCUGCUGCACGCUGUCUGAAGGCUUUUGCCAACAUUGGAGGACCAGGUCUUGGUGUUGGAGGACUUGACAGUUCAGCCUCUCAUUGUGUCAAGGCUCUUGAGGAUCCUUUAUUGUCUGUGAGGGAUGCAUUUGCAGAAGCUUUGGGAUCAUUGCUUGCUCUUGGAAUGAAUCCUGAGGCACAGGUUCAACCAAGGGGAAAAGGUCCUUUUCCUCCAGCAAAGAAACUGGAGGGUUGUUUGCAAAGGCAUUUAAUUUUGCCGUUCACAAAAGCAUGGGAAAUUGUGAAGACGCUGUUCACCAGCUCUGGUGUGUUUUUGUUCUUUGGAAAUAGGAAAAUAUGGACUAAAAUUAAGGCUUAA
This is a messenger RNA of Pistacia vera, 1082 nucleotides long. Its product is annotated as protein SWEETIE-like. NCBI's taxonomy places the organism in Eukaryota, Viridiplantae, Streptophyta, Magnoliopsida, Sapindales, Anacardiaceae. The coding region runs from base 99 to 1082 and encodes 327 amino acids. The record is from RefSeq and is a predicted model, not a curated record. The transcript is spliced from 7 exons. Gene Ontology annotation, biological process: carbohydrate metabolic process.